GCUCCCUUCCAUGUCACUCUCUUUCCCGUUAAUCACGAGACAAUAAAUAAGGCCCGGCAGAAGCUGCUGUCCUUCCAUUCGACUCUUUCCCUCCCACCCUUCUUGUCGUACUUGAAAUUUUAAAUAACAAGUCUUCUUGUUCUUCCACUUCUACCCGAAGUUUUCCUCCAAAGAACACUAACGAGACAACGAAGUGUCAUUUAAUACUACUCAAUACCCCCGAGUAGCUUGCCUAUAGUUUAAUUUCCCCUUUUUUCCAGUGAUACCCAUCUUUUGAUACCCAAUUAGUUUUCCUUUUCAAUCCCAAAAAAUCCUUCCAAUUCAUCAAAAUGUCUACCGAAGAGCAGAAGCCUGUCGAGGUCGCCGAGACCACCCCUGCCGUCACUGAGCCCGUCCCCGAGACGAAGCCUGCUGAGGACAAGCCCGCCGAGUCUACUCCCGUGGCCGAGCCUGCUGCCGCUGCUGAUGCGCCAGCUGAGACCACCGAGGCUGCUACCGAUGCCGCCGCCGCCCCCGCUGAGGAGGCCAAGAAGGAGGAGGUUAAGCCUGUCGAAGCUGGUACCCUUGAGCACAAGGGAGCUCCCGCCAACUUCCCCAAGAACUUAAUUUACUCCAAGCAGCACUUUUGGUUCGGUACUGAGGCUACUCCCAAGGACAAGCUCGCUACCUACCUAAAGAAUGAGAAGGCUACCGAGGUUGCCCAGCACGUCGCUGCCUGGGCUACUGAGACCGGAAAGGGUCUUCUCUUCUACGGCAAGGAGAGCGACAAGACCACCCCCACCGGUGCCAUCCAAUUGGCGGAAGCUUCCGAGCCCACCACUGAGGGUGCCAGCAAGUUCUCCUUCACUGCUAAGGGACACAAGCACACCUUCAAGGCCCCCACCACUGCUGACCGUGACAACUGGGUUGAGCAAUUGAAGCUCAAGAUCGCCGAGGCCAAGGAACUCGCGACUACUAUCACCGAGAGCGAGACUUACAAGUCAACCAUCGAGAGCUUCAAGCCUACUCCCCCCCCUAAGGAGGACAAGCCUGCUGCUGCUGAGGGUGAGGCUCCUAAGGAGGAAGCUAAGGAAGAGCCUAAGGAAGAGGACAAGAAGGAGGAACCCAAAGAGGAGGCCAAGGAGGAUGACAAGAAAGACUCCAAGCGCCGAUCUGCCAGCCGAAAGCGCGCCUCAAUCUUUGGUAACUUACUAGGCAAGAAGGAGGAGGCCAAGAAGGAGACUCCUGCUGAAGACAAGCCCGCUGAGGACAAGCCUGCCGAGACUACCGAAGCUGCUGAGCCUGCUGGUGAGGCCGCUGCUGCUGCCGAGACCCCUGCCGCCGAAGCUGCUCCCGCUGAGGAGGCCAAGAAGGAAGAGCCCGCUAAGCCCACCCCUUCCAAGCGCGCCAGCCUUUUCGGUGGCCUAUCCUUCGGUAAGAAGAAGGCUGAGACUGAGUCUGCCCCCACCACUCCUGCUAAGGAGACUGCUGCCGAGGCCCCAGUUGCUGAGACUGCUCCUGUGAUCCCCGCUGUUGAGACCACUGAGCCUCUGUCUACUGACGUCGCCUCCCCGGCAACUGUCCCCACUGAGACAACUGAUGCUACUCCUGCCACCAACGGUGAGACUAAGGAGGUCAAGAACGAGAAGCGAAAGUCUUCUCUUCCUUUCGGCUUCGGCAAGAAGGAGAAGGCCGCCACCUCUGACGAGGAGGGUGAGAAGGUCAAGUCUCCCCCAUUCUUCUCCAAGCUCCGCCAGACCGUCAAGGGUAAGGGCAAGGCUGAGAAGCCUGCUGAAGAGGCUAAGGCCGAGGACAAGCCUGCCGAGACUGCUGAGGCUUCCGAACCCGCCAAGGAGACCACUGCUGAGGAGCCCGCUGCCGCUCCCGCCACUGAGGAGACUCCCGCAGAGAAGCCUGCUGCCGCUGCUCCUGCUCCCGUCACCGCUGCCGCAUAGAGUGCGCGCCGUUUCGGCCUAUGGGCCAAUUAAUGUUUUCGUAAAGAGU
Molecule: messenger RNA, 1983 nt
Organism: Hypoxylon trugodes
Lineage: Eukaryota; Fungi; Ascomycota; Sordariomycetes; Xylariales; Hypoxylaceae
Product: Pleckstrin homology domain-containing protein
Exons: 4
Coding region: 330-1934 (534 amino acids)
Source: RefSeq, a predicted model, not a curated record